AUUUAAAUGUGUACCUUGCACUCUCAUGAAGCCCAGGGCUCAGCCAGCAGUGACAAGCAGGAUCAUGAGAUUCACCACAGAACCAGCGGAUCCCCCAGAGCUACCAAAGAAGUUCACCUUCAACCCAAAAGAAGGGAUUGACAACCCUGCUUUAGUGAUCUCUGAUGACACAGAGCCUGAUGUGCAUCCGCGGAUGUGUGUUCUGAAGCGGGAAGAGGGUCAGGGCUUCGGCUUCUACCUGAGUAAGGACGCUGGCUGCAGGGGACAUGUGGUGCGCCAGGUGGAGCCUUGGAGCAGUGCAGAGCGGGGUGGGCUGAAGAAGGGGGACUGUAUUUUGGAGGUCAAUGAGGACUUUGUGGAUGACAAGGAGCACUCAACUGUGGUGCUAAAGGUGCAGGCGUCUGGGCUCAAGCUAUAUCUGUUAGUGCUGAGUGCUGAAGAUUAUGAGUUUGCAGUUUCGGAAGGAAGAGACCUCAUGUCGCUCGCCAGUGCUUACCGUCCCAUAGAGGGCUGUUCUCGCCCACGGUUGUGUUACAUCAUUAAAGAGCCUGGCAGUGGCUUGGGCCUCAGCAUCAUUCCUAUUGAAGGUGAGCGAGGCCGUUAUCGUCUCAGCCCAGUGACUGAUGGUCCAGCUGAGAGAGCAGGAGUCCAGAAUGGAGACAGGCUGAUCUGGAUCAAUGGAGCUAUGAUUUCAGCACUCAGUUAUGCAGCACUGUCAAAAAUGGUGAAGAAAUGUGGAGACCAUGUGACUGUCUUGGUAAUUGACAGCAGGAGUGAAGUUUGUUAUAAGCACAUGGAGAUACCCAUAAUUCCUGCUUUUGCCAAAACGCAUAAUCUACCCUACAGACCAAAAACACUACACCUGACUCAAGGACCACAAGGAUACGGGUUCCUCCUAAGGCAAGAGAAGUUACGAUCUGGAAGUAUUGCGCAUGUAUUACGAGAGAUCGACCCCUGCAGCCCAGCUGAGACUGCAGGAAUGGAGGAUGGAGAGCUUGUACUAGCGGUAAACGGGGAGCAGGUGGAGGAUGCAGAGCAUGAGGGCAUCGUCAGCAAAAUACGGCAAAGCGGCCAGCAGGUCACCCUAACCACCAUCUCCAUCCUUGGCAGAGACUAUUACACACAGCUGGGUAUUUCUCCAUUGCUGUUCUAUGAAGACCAUAUUCCAAAAAGGGAACAGUUUCCCAAUCCUCCUCCGCCACAUCAAGAGGGACACCAAAAUCCACCACAUCCUCGACUUUGUGUGCUUCACAAGGAGGGUGCGGGAUUUGGCUUCAACCUAGGCUGUGUUCAGAAUAAGCCUGGGACGUAUAUCGGUCAGGUGAUGACGGGGAGUGCAGGAGAGAGAGCAGGGUUGUGUGAGGGAGAUGUGGUUGUAGAGGUGAAUGGACAGAAUGUGGAGCAAGAGUAUUUUGAUGAAGUGGUGAGGUUGAUAAAAGAUGGAGGAACUCCUCUCAGUCUGCUAGUCAUGGAGGCACUCGGAUAUGAGAAACUGAGGAGCACCAGACAGCCUGUAAGUUCAGGACUCAGUAUUUACAUUAAUAAAGUUCCAGAUGCUUCACAAGAUGAUUUUGUAUGAAUUAAUAUAGUCAGGUAAAACAUUUUGUUAAUUUGACAUUUACUGUACAAUGUUAAUUUUUUUUAAUGUAAAAUUAAACUGCAUACCAGUAAAGUCUCUUCUCUUCCAAAUAUCAUAAAUACACUAUGUGGCUAAAAUUAUAAUUUGAACUACUUUGUAAACAGCUAUAAAAGAUCGUUGUAUAUCUUGUAGAAACAUUGACUAUAGAGUAAACAUGCUUUUCAGAAAAAAGCUAAUAAUCUUGUCAUUAACCAUAUUUAUUAUUGAAUCAGUGUCAUUAUUUAAUGCAACCACAACACUUUUAAGUACAAAUGUAAUGUAAAAAAUUGGAGACUGGAGUAUGUGUACAAUCAGGUUUCAAGUUAUUUAUAUUGUUCUAUGGCUAUAAAGUAUGAAAGCAUAUUAAAACCUUAAAAUCCUAAUCUUAAAAUCUUUUACACCACAUCCUGGAAAACUAAGUAGAUGUGUGAUUUAAUGUUAAUAUAUGUUUAUUCAUGUUUUAUUUUGAAAAUAUGUGUAGCAUGAGUGAAUUUAUUACUCAUGCUUUAUUUUUGUUGUAAGUACUUCUAACUGAAUUCUGAAUAUGAACAGAUAAAUAUUCAAGAAUGUAAAAUCACACACAAAUUAUUUAUUAAAAUUCAUUUAUGAUAUGCAAUUAAGACUGUUUGCUCUAUGCACUAUACUGAAAAUUAUUUUCCUGUUUUUUAAACCUCAACUUCCGCAGUCCUGUUUUUGAUGGGUAUCCUCCAGUUCUGUAAGUCCAAAGACAAACUGUCAAUUUCUUAAUUAUUGUUUUAAACAAAAUGAAAAUACGUCAGAUUAAUCAGUUA
Carassius carassius (crucian carp) is the source of this 2409-nucleotide messenger RNA. It is a transcript of the gene nherf4a, whose product is annotated as NHERF family PDZ scaffold protein 4a. Gene Ontology annotation, biological process: protein localization to plasma membrane. Lineage: Eukaryota; Metazoa; Chordata; Actinopteri; Cypriniformes; Cyprinidae. The transcript is spliced from 11 exons. The record is from RefSeq and is a predicted model, not a curated record. Gene Ontology annotation, molecular function: protein-membrane adaptor activity; protein binding. Gene Ontology annotation, cellular component: apical plasma membrane. The coding region runs from base 26 to 1579 and encodes 517 amino acids.